AGGAAAGGCCAUCAUGUCGAUGCUCCCCACUUUUGGAUUCACCCAAGAGCAAGUGGCCUGCGUCUGCGAAGUGCUCCAGCAGGGGGGCAAUAUAGAAAGGCUGGGGCGGUUCCUCUGGUCCCUACCUGCCUGCGAGCACCUCCACAAGAACGAGAGCGUCCUCAAGGCCAAGGCUGUGGUGGCUUUCCACCGGGGCAACUUCCGCGAGCUCUACAAGAUCCUGGAGAGCCACCAGUUCUCCGCUCACAACCACCCCAAGCUCCAGCAGCUCUGGCUCAAGGCGCACUACAUCGAGGCGGAGAAGCUGCGGGGGCGACCCCUAGGGGCAGUGGGCAAGUACCGGGUCCGCAGAAAGUUCCCCCUGCCCCGCUCCAUCUGGGACGGCGAGGAAACCAGCUACUGCUUUAAGGAGAAGAGCCGGAGCGUGCUGCGGGAAUGGUAUGCCCACAACCCCUACCCGUCCCCUCGGGAGAAGAGGGAGCUGGCCGAGGCCACCGGGCUCACCACCACCCAAGUCAGCAACUGGUUUAAAAACCGGAGGCAACGCGACCGUGCUGCUGAGGCCAAGGAAAGGUACGAGGAAAACAACGAGAAUUCCAACUCCAACAGCCAUAAUCCGCUCUCAGCGUCAAUGAACGGGAAUAAGACAGUUUUGGGCAGCUCAGAAGACGAGAAGACGCCGUCAGGGACCCCUGAUCACACUUCUUCCAGCCCAGCUUUACUGCUCAAUUCGAACCCAGGCCUACAGCCGCUCCAUGGCUUGGGUCACCCCCAAGGUCCUAGCGCCAUUCCGGUACCCAGUGCGGAUCCUAUGCACCAUCAUAGUUUGCAGGACUCCAUUCUCAACCCCAUGUCCUCCAACUUGGUCGACCUUGGCUCUUAAAACUAUUUACACGCUCCCCUCACCACAUCCCUUCGGUUUUUUUUUUUAAAUCUCAUUUGAAACUUUUAAAGUGAUGAUGACACAUUCAUUAGUGGAUCUGUUGUCUCUCUUUGGGUGGAUGGAUGGAUGGCUGUAGCUGUUUGGAAGGUACUGUGCUAGGCUGUAUGCAAUUCUGUUGUGACAAAAGUCUUAAGGGUUGUGCAAAGCUGGUUUCAGACAUAUGGACUGUUCGAUAGGACUUGUGAUUUAAGCCUAAUGCUAAUAUGGUUCUAUGUAGCAACUAUUUUUUCCAACCUGAACUUCACAAAUCUCUUGGAAUUUUAAUUGAGCAGUCUUGUCUGUGUAUGAUAAGACACCUUGUAUUUUGGGGGAGCGUAAGGCUGCUGUUUACAUGCCUCCGUGGAAGACACCCAUCGCUCCCGUACUCCUAUUGUGUAGUGAUAUAUCCGUGGCAGGUGUACAAUGUACAAUUACAAUUAAGAAUACAACAGUUUCAGUCAAGUUAUAGCAGCAACACGCGCUCUAGGUAGACUCUGUAACUCCCUUGUAGCUGACGCUGUGCAGAGAGCCAGGUUCUUUCGCCUUGUCCCUGUGGUGCUUUUGCCAUUUGUUGGGUGGGAAAGGAACUAAUGGCCCGAUCCUGUCGCCAGUUGAAGUCAAUGUUAAAUGACCCCAUCGACCUCAAACGGGGGCAGAUGUGGGCCCUAAAAAAUUGCUGCUCAUUGUUAGACCUAAACGACAGUAUCAACCGCGAGUCACUCGACUUUAGUUUUGUUUAUUGUUUAUAUUAUGUGAAUAC
Molecule: messenger RNA, 1682 nt
Organism: Gopherus flavomarginatus (Mexican gopher tortoise)
Lineage: Eukaryota; Metazoa; Chordata; Testudines; Testudinidae
Gene: SIX2
Product: SIX homeobox 2
Exons: 2
Coding region: 14-883 (289 amino acids)
Biological process (GO): regulation of transcription by RNA polymerase II
Cellular component (GO): transcription regulator complex; nucleus
Molecular function (GO): RNA polymerase II cis-regulatory region sequence-specific DNA binding; DNA-binding transcription factor activity, RNA polymerase II-specific
Source: RefSeq, a predicted model, not a curated record